Messenger RNA from Annulohypoxylon truncatum, 585 nucleotides. RefSeq lists its product as uncharacterized. Lineage: Eukaryota; Fungi; Ascomycota; Sordariomycetes; Xylariales; Hypoxylaceae. Bases 1 to 585 code for a protein of 194 amino acids. The record is from RefSeq and is a predicted model, not a curated record. The transcript has a single exon.
AUGCCCUCACUUGAGUCGAUGGUUGAGCCGAAUAACACGGAGCUCCUCGCCGACACCGUCAAUAAAAUGUACAAAAUGUACAUGACCAGAGUUUUAACCUCGUCAAUUUUCCGAACCCCGAUGAAUGAAUCCUCAAGCCCAUCUACGCAGAAGUUCACCGGUACAGUUUCAACUACGGUUUCGCGCCUCAGGGUCAACUACAAAUCCAAACUGGUUCUUCAGAUCUUACUCGCUGUCAUGACGGUGCUAGGGGUUUCGGGGUUCUUCCUAACCAAGAUCCGAGGCACGGUUCCACGGAACCCGUUCUCGGUUGCCAGUCUAAUGUCUCUUUUUUCCGACAGCGAGUUCUGCAAUCGGAAAUAUCUGCCAGAAUAUGCGCAGUGGAUGACCAAGGGCGAGCUAGAGGCUUUACUUGGAACCCGGCGGUUUAGCCUGGGAUGGUGGGACGAGCAUGGUAGCGAACGAGAAGAUGGAAAAACGAGACAACGAUUUGGCAUUGGUAUUGGGGCUCCAGAGUCUAGAGGGUUUGCUAAGAAGAAAGGAAAAGGAGGGCACAAAAUGUUUUCUGGCGUUAUUGAUACCUAA